AAAAUAUGGCACCAGCAGAGACAAUGGGAGAGAGAUGUAACACACUGACAUGCACAGAGUUUUCUGUCACUGAAAACUAACAGCUGAGCACAUGUCGGACUCAUGGAGUAGAUUCACUCUCUACACCGCACAAUGGAUACAAAGACGGACACAACAGAUGACAACAACAUAGAAGGGAUGAAGAUGGAGAUAGAGAAUAAGCAAAUGAUGAAUAAUGACUUUUCUGCCAAACUAUCGGACGAGACGUACCAACACCUGACGAUCGGUGAGGGGCCCUCCAGCAGCUGCAGGAAAGUCAGACUGAGAUCCAGACCCAGACUCCAGUUGGCAAUGAGCUUCCCGCCUUACAGCCAGUGUAUAGGUGGACUCGGAGACGACGGAGAGUGGGACAAUGAGCUCAAUUCAGAAGAAAGCAUUCCUCACCAGCAGCAUCUCAGACAUGAUGAGGCUGUUCAAGCCACAGAAAGGAAAGAAGAUGCAGAACCGACUACAAAGUGUGCAAGGGAUGAAGUGAGGGCAAAAUGGAGGACGAGGAGGAAGGAGAAGUUAGGGGGGAGCUGUGAAGCUGACACAGACAGAGACAGGGAGAAAGGAAGGUGGAGCGGGAAAAGAAGAGUGGAGGAGACUGGAGGAGAAAGGGAGCCUGAUCAUAAGGGAAGGGAUGGGGGAACAAGCAGUGACUGGAAACACUGGAGAAAUAGAAACUCAAGUUUUGAGUCAGAGAGAAAAGAAGAGGGGGGUGAAGAGAGGAAGAGAUCGACUUCAGUAGCAGAGGGAGAGGACGAGGAUAGCGGGGAAACCCUUGAGGGGAAGAAUGAAGAAGCUGAGGAGCUGAGAGGGGCCUCCACAACACAUCAGUGGUCCUCCCCACAUCCAAUCCUCUCAAAGCUUCUUCACUCAUCCUCCUCCACCUCCUCCUGCUCCUCCAUCAACCUCUCCUCAGCAGAGAGUGAUGAGGUCUUCAGCGAAGGAGAGGAUGCUGGCAAAAAGAGGAAGGCGUUCAGGAAGUGUCGCUCCUGGAGAACAUACCUGACCAUGAUGCACUGGUCGCUGCGGCGGCAGAGCUCCUGGGUCCAGCUGGCUGGACAUCAAGGUAACUUCCAGCUGAGUGAGGGAGGGGAGGUGCUGAAACUGUACAAUGAGGUGGAAGCAAACUGCCUGGACUGCCUGAUGAGAGACUCGCUGAGACCCUUUGUCCCACAGUACCAUGGCAUGGUCACUAGGGGGGAGCACAGCUACAUCCGACUGGAGGACCUGCUGAGCGGCCUGAGGAGACCUGUUAUCAUGGACUGCAAAAUGGGAGUCAGGACAUACCAGGAGGAGGAACUGGCCAAAGCUCGGACCAAAGCCACCCUGCGAAGCGACAUGUACCAAAAGAUGCUGAAAGUAGACCCGUCAGCUCCAUCAGCAGAGGAACAUGCACAGAAAGGUGUGACCAAGUGGCGUUACCUUCAGUGGAGGGAUACAACCAGUUCUACAUCGACACUGGGCUUCAGGAUAGAAGGCAUCAUGAUGGAGGACGGAAGUGUCAAGCGGGACUUCCGAAAAAUUCUGACCUUGGCCCAAGUCACAGAGGCGUUGCUCUACUUCACCAGGAGUGAGCUGGACAUCCUGAAAGCAUACCACUCCAGACUCCUGGCCCUGAGUGAUGCACUAAUGAAUUCAUCAUUUUUCAGAACCCAUGAGGUGAUUGGCAGCUCGCUUCUCUUUGUCCACGACCAUAGCAGCAAGGCCAGUGUGUGGAUGAUAGACUUUGGGAAGACGAUCCCUGUGCCUGACACGAGCAAGCUCCAACACAACGUCCCGUGGGCUGAGGGGAGCAGGGAGGACGGCUACCUCAUAGGCCUGACCUCCCUCAUCACUUCUCUGAGCCAGGCCAUCAGUGUGGUCUCCUGGCAACAGGAGGACAAUGGUGGAGAUGAGAAGAGUUUUACAUGAAGCAGACUGAGGGUUGUGGUUGAGACGCCCCUUAAAGAAAACUCAAACUCAGGAGCAGGUGGAUGAAACGGAUGCUGUUACACAUUAAACUGUUGCCUCAUUUCAUUCACUGGAAGAGACAACAGAGGAGGAAUCUGUCUUCACAGGCUGAAGAAGAACAAGGGAGUAAUAUUCAGCUAAAAUCAUAGAAAAUGUGAUGUGGUACAUCUGGCAUGUACAUUGUGUAACAGUGGAGACGGUGCUGGUGUUAUGGACUCAAAGGAUUUAAGCUUUACAUGACCUUUUUCCCUUUCCUUGCUGUUUUUUUUUUUUUUUUUUAUCAUUUGUAAAGGGUCAAAAAUCCAAAGAUGUCCGUCCUGUACAUGUUGAUGCUUUACCACAACGCUGGUGUUUUUUUGUUUGUUUUUUUCAUUGGGUUGGUCUGUGAAAACUCAAAUAUCUCACCUGUGUUGCAACACAUGAUAAGCUCAUUUGUUUAUAGCAGCAAAGGAAACUCAUAAUGAAUCAUGCCUAUAAAAAGACACCUGAAACACGAAUGAAGAUAUAUUGGUUAAACAGAUGUGAUAUUACUAUCAGGGUUUUGAAUUAUUUACAUAUGAUGCAGCUGAAAUGUUAUGCUUUCCUUGUCUUAUAGGCUGAAUACAGCUUAUGAUACAAAACACCUUCUCAUAUUAUGUGGUGCAACCUAAGUGAAAUAAACAGUGAA
This is a messenger RNA of Seriola aureovittata, 2644 nucleotides long. Its product is annotated as inositol-trisphosphate 3-kinase A. Gene Ontology annotation, biological process: inositol phosphate biosynthetic process. Gene Ontology annotation, cellular component: cytoplasm; nucleus. Bases 133 to 1938 code for a protein of 601 amino acids. Lineage: Eukaryota; Metazoa; Chordata; Actinopteri; Carangiformes; Carangidae. The transcript has 8 exons. The record is from RefSeq and is a predicted model, not a curated record. Gene Ontology annotation, molecular function: inositol tetrakisphosphate kinase activity; inositol-1,4,5-trisphosphate 3-kinase activity.